AUGCCUCUCGUAGCACAGAACCCCCAGCCAAGAGUGAUUCUCGGGUUGAUGACCUUUGGUCCAACCGAGGCCAAAGGUGCCCGGAUCACCUCGUUAGACGAGUACAACAAAUGCCUUGAUUACUUCCAGCAGCAAGGAUUCAAUGAAGUCGAUACCGCUCGUGUCUACGUCGGUGGAGAGCAGGAGGCAUUCACGGCCAAGGCGAACUGGAAGUCGCGCGGGCUGACUCUGGCCACCAAAUGGUACCCACAGCAACUUGGCCAACACAAGCCGGAGAUCGUCCGUGAGAAGCUGGAGCUUUCCUUGAAGGAGCUGCAGACCGAGACGGUCGAUAUCUUCUAUUUGCAUGCGCCGGAUCGUGCGACUCCUUUCGCUGAAACCCUCGAGGCUGUCAACCAGCUGCACAAGGAGGGCAAGUUUGUGCAGCUCGGUUUGAGCAACUACACAGCCUUUGAAGUCGCCGAGAUUUGUGUUCUCUGUGCUGAGAGAGGAUGGGUCCGUCCUACUAUUUACCAGGCUAUGUACAACGCUAUCACUCGUAACAUCGAGACUGAACUCGUCCACGCUUGCCGCCGUUACGGCCUCGAUAUUGUCAUCUACAACCCACUGGCCGGUGGUCUUUUCUCCGGAAAGUACAAAACAAAGGAUAUCCCCGCAGAAGGCAGAUACAGCGACAAGAACAAUACUGGACCCAACUAUCGCGCACGUUAUUUCAGAGAUGCCACUUUCGAGGCUCUCAGUAUCAUCGAACCGGUUGUACAGAAGCACGGCCUCACCAUGUUGGAGACGGCUCUGCGCUGGGUCCGACACCACUCUGCUCUGAAUAUGGAUAACGGCGGUCGCGAUGGAGUCUUGAUCGGAGUUAGCAGCUUCGCCCAGCUCGAGUCGAACCUUGCCGAUCUCCAGAAGGGUCUGCUCCCAGAAGAGGUCGUGCAAGCUUUGGACCAGGCUUGGCUAGUAGCAAAGGCUACUUCCCCGAACUACUGGCACUUGGAUCUGAAGUAUACUUAUGAUACUCAGAAGGCUGUGUUCCAGUCUAAAGUGGCAAUAAUACCUACCACAAACGGCGUUGUGGCUUCGGACAGCGUUGAGCUCUUGGAGUCGCGGGUAACUCCAGCCCCAGACGCAGUCCACGAUUUCAGUUCUGACGACGAGAUGGCUUUCACUCGACCCCCACUGCACCGGCCAACUGAUGGCCGCUCGCAACAACCGCUUCUCAAUGAUAACCACCAUCGCCGGUCUCAUUCGAACUUUAGAAGUGCCAGCAUAGAAGGCCAGCCUAUGCUGCAUCAUUCCAGACGGCCAACAAUCCGGAGUAAAAGUCCGGAACGCGACGCUGCCCUAGCAACCCGCAAGAAGUACAUAAUUGCUUCGGGAUUCCUCUUGCUCAGUCUGAUUAGCUUUGUGGUGCAAACGGAGACGGCUUCAUAUAUUCAAAAUGAAUUGCACUGGAAGAAGCCGUACUGCAUGCUCUAUCUCACCCAUGGCUCCUGGUCUCUGCUCUGGCUCGUCCAACUAGGCAUCCUUCGGCUACAGAAACGAAAACUCUCGUGGGAUGCUUUCUGGCGGCGCCACGUCUUCUUCCUUCGUACCACGGCCCAGAUGGUAGAGUCCCAGGAAGUACAUUUGAGUCCGCGUGCGGCCAGUCGAUCUCCAUUUCCUUACAUGCUGAAGACUACGGCUUUUGUGACCACUUCUCUCACAAUCGCUGGUGGAUCUUGGUAUCUGGCAGUCAAUAUGACCACUGCCAGUGACUUGACGGCGAUCUACAACUGCUCGGCGUUUUUCGCGUACGCCUUUUCGAUUCCCUUGCUAAACGAAAAACUGCGGAUGGACAAGAUUCUCUCUGUGGCCGUGGCUACUAUUGGCGUUAUGAUCGUCGCCUACGGAGAUCGGCCCGACAAGAAGCCCUCGAAAGGAGGAUCAACCACGGAUGACACUGCGGCCCAAAAUCGACUACUUGGAAACAUCGUUAUUGGCAUCGGAAGUAUCCUCUAUGGACUUUACGAAGUGCUCUACAAACGCUUUGCCUGCCCUCCAGAAGGUACCAGCCCUGGCCGGGGGACUAUCUUUGCCAACACAUUCGGCAGCCUCAUCGGAAUCUUCACUUUGCUAGUACUGUGGAUCCCAUUGCCAUUUCUGCACUGGACAGGAUGGGAGACUUUUGAAUGGCCGACUGGUGAAGCAGCACGGAUGCUCAUUAUCUCAGUGGCUGCCAAUGCCACAUUCUCCGGUUCUUUCCUCGUGCUCAUUUCCCUCACAUCGCCCGUUCUGUCUUCGGUAGCCGCUCUACUUACGAUCUUCCUUGUGGCUCUGGUGGACUGGUUCCGAACUGGAAUCCCACUUUCUAUGGCCUCUAUCAUCGGGGGCGUUUUGAUCAUGGUGGCGUUCUUCAUGCUGAGCUUCAGCACAUAUAGAGAGAUGAACGAAGAGCGGAAGAAGCAUAUAGAGGCCGACGAAGUCGAUUCCGACAGCGAUCCAUAG
Molecule: messenger RNA, 2484 nt
Organism: Penicillium bovifimosum
Lineage: Eukaryota; Fungi; Ascomycota; Eurotiomycetes; Eurotiales; Aspergillaceae
Product: Drug/metabolite transporter
Exons: 5
Coding region: 1-2484 (827 amino acids)
Biological process (GO): intracellular calcium ion homeostasis
Cellular component (GO): endoplasmic reticulum membrane
Molecular function (GO): enzyme regulator activity
Source: RefSeq, a predicted model, not a curated record